Messenger RNA from Striga hermonthica, 181 nucleotides. NCBI's taxonomy places the organism in Eukaryota, Viridiplantae, Streptophyta, Magnoliopsida, Lamiales, Orobanchaceae. The record is from the annotation of a GenBank genome assembly.
UUUGGUUUGUAUCUCAGUGCUAGGCUUUGUAGCAGUGGUGUUGAGUUGCUUUCCUUAGUUUGCAGCUGUUUAGAUUUGCUUGUUGAGGCUCUAGACCACCUUGGGUGGAUCUCCCAUGUUUUAGUUUCCUUUGAGUUGCUGUUGGACUAUUGUAUUCGAACUUUGUUCGCCCUGUUUUUUA